Molecule: messenger RNA, 6798 nt
Organism: Salmo salar (Atlantic salmon)
Lineage: Eukaryota; Metazoa; Chordata; Actinopteri; Salmoniformes; Salmonidae
Source: RefSeq, a predicted model, not a curated record
AAUAUCUUCAUGUACAUACAGUAGGCUGCGUUACAAGAUGAAACGCCUCAAUAUCGCGGUCUGCCGGCCUUUGGGCUAGUACAGGUGCAAUUCCUUCCACGUUGUGUAGGCUUAUUUUUGAUUUCAUAACCCAAAUUACACAGAUUACCUACUAUAGACUAAUUGUCGGGAAAAUGUGAUUACACCUUCCCUUCUUAGCCCCUCUCUUUUCCACAUCUCUCUCGCGUACACACGCAAUCUGCGGCGUUGAGUUUAGUCGGCUAGGUUAACAACGGAGUACUAAACAUCACUUGUUGCUAGUUGAGUGUUGGCUUGUACGGGGACCUUCCACCAUCAGGAAAUGGAGGAAUGCGUGUGUAGCGAGCGACACAGAGGGACGGGAAACUGACGAGACUGUUUACUGCAAGUCCCACACAUAACUUGAGCGAGGUCUUCCAGUUCCAGCGGCAACACUGGAAGAAAAAAAAGAUGAGUGACGAAAAUAAACUUCAAGUUGAACUUUUUGUGAAGGCAGGCAGUGAUGGCCAGAGCAUUGGCAACUGUCCAUUCUCCCAGCGUCUCUUCAUGGUGCUGUGGCUCAAAGGAGUCACUUUCAACGUCACCACCGUGGACAUGAAGAGGAAACCAGACAUCCUUAAGGACCUGGCCCCUGGUGCUCAGCCCCCCUUCCUGCUCUAUGGGACGGAGGUGAAAACCGACACCAACAAGAUAGAAGAGUUCCUGGAGGAGAACCUGUCCCCUCCAAAAUACCCCCGCCUGGCUUCCAGGAACCCUGAGUCUAACACAGCCGGCCUAGACGUGUUCUCCAAGUUCUCAGCCUACAUCAAGAAUUCAAACCCCCAGCUCAAUGACAACCUAGAGAAAGGCUUGCUCAAGGCCCUGAAGAAGCUAGACGACUACCUUGGCUCCCCACUUCCUGAUGAGAUUGACGAGAAUAGCGCUGAUGAUGUCACUUCCUCCUCCCGUCCCUUCCUGGAUGGGCAGGUCCUCACUCUGGCCGACUGCAACUUGCUUCCCAAGCUGAACAUUGUCAAGGUGGUGUGUCUGAAGUAUCGCACUUUCUCCAUCCCUAAGUCUCUCUCCAACCUGUGGCGGUACCUGGAUGCUGCGUACGCCCACGAGGAGUUCUCCUCUACCUGCCCCAACGACACGGAGAUACACAUCGCCUACUCAGCCGUGGCUAAAGCACUUAAGUAGGAGGACAAGGGGAUUCCAUCAGUCACACACACCAGCAAAUACACACACCUAUUCAGAUAUCCUAGACACACUCACCUACCUAUGCACACACUGUACAUGUGGCAGCAUACACACGCACCAAUGCAUUCACACAUACAUGCACUCUCUCAGACACACGCACACCAUUCCAACAGCCUUUCUUGAGAACAGAAAAUCAAUAUUACUGUAAGAUCAAGUUGGAAAUGUUUCAUUGGCCACUUAAGAGUUUGUGAAACUCUCUGAGGCUUAUAGUUUAUGGUUCCCUUUUUGUCACGUGCCACAUCCACUCUUAAUGCUGUAUAUUCAGGGGCAGUUACACACAGUUAAAGUUCUAUACACGGGCAGUAGGUUACAUAUGGUAGCAUCCAACUGAAGGUAUAGUGGUCUGUUCAGUCUCUAUGAUUAAUUCUGCACUGCAUACAUUGCCACAUUACCCCCUAUUAGUUUCUAUCUCUCGGCCAAGCCAUAAAAAAACUGUUUCUGUUCCACGCAUACCUAGAGCAGUUUAAUAACGGCUUCCUGCAGCUGAAAGAGAGAAGUUUGUUAUAGGCGUGUCUACAAUUAUACAUUAUUACAGUGUUGAUAUAUUUUUCAGGGCAAACAGCUGUUAACAGGGUGGAUGACAUGGUCAGUUUGAACCAGUCAUUGUAUACAUGCUCAAUGGUCAGAAGUUAAGGCUCAUGGAACGGGAAAGCAGGUCUUGGGCCAAUUGUAGUACAUUGGGGCACACUAUACAGAGGUGUUUCUCAGCACACAUGUAUCCACACAGAAAACGAUUUCAACAGACCUCGGCUUCUCCUUUCUCCGGCUUGUAGCGCUGUGACGGAUUUAUCAAGCUUAUGUCCCCAUUGUAAGGCUCUUUUGCUAGUAAAUCAAAUCAAAUUGUAUUUGUCACAUGCGCUGAAUACAACAGGUGUAGACCUUACAGUGAAAUGCUUACUUACAAGCCCUUAACCAACAAUGCAGUUUUAAGAAAAUACAAAAAAAAAGUAAAGAGAAUAAAGUAACAAAUAAUAAAAGCGCGGCAGUAAAAUAACAAUUGCGAGGCUAUAUACAGGGGGUAAUUCAAAGUGAAGGAUAUUUUUGAUACAAUGAAAAAAAAACUAUGAGAGGCUCAUAUUGCAGAGCAGUUGAGUUACUCCAAACGAAGUAAUAUGGCCAUUGUUGCUGCUUUAGAAGAAGUACAUGACUCUGUAUGGCCUUGAGGCACCAAGCCAGUUCAGUCAUGUUUCACUGUAAAUCUGAGGGAAAACUACAGGAUGUAAUGCAGACGUGCACACACCUCACAUGACUAAACCAUAAAUGUCACAUUCAUAAAAAAAUUUCAUUGCAUAGAUAACUGAAAUCUCCAAGGGGAGAAUGCUACAGGAUUGUGCAUUUGUACUCUUUGAUAUGGUUAAUGACAAUAGAAGACUCAAUUAAACUUGAAAAAAGAAAAGAGUUUGAACCUUUAGUGAGCCAAAUGAAGGGUUUUACUUGAGGUCUAUUGAGCUGGGUGUUGUUUAGGUUGUUUAAAUCGACAACACCUUUGAACCUACUACCGUCCUGUGCUUUGUAGUGCACACUUUGAAGUCUUCCAUUUUACAGUGACUUGAAAUUCAGUCCCCUGGGAAAGAACUGGAAAUAUUUGCUUGGGUUCUAUACAAUCCAUAUCGGCGUAUCAAGUUCAGCGUUACAGCGUGAUUGAAAUUUAAAGGCAAUGUUCCCGCUUUAAAGGAGAUUGUAUUCACGGUAAACGCUGCAUAUGUCGCUCAAUCGGAAAUAAGCUUUCUAAAGUGCAAUCUUCAGCGAUACAGAUUGAAUAGAGCCCUCAGACUGACUGAUAGAUGGUGCAGUCUCAUGGUACUGACUUAAGUGGAUCAGCUUAAAACAGCCUUGUUUUAAGCUGAUCCAAUUUGAGUGUACAAAACCUUUGUGUACAAAACAUUAGGAACACAUGCUCUUUCCAUGACAUGACCAGGUGAAUCCAGGUGAAAGCUAUGAUCUAUUAUUGAUGUCACCUGUAGAAUCCACUUCAGUCAGUGUAGAUGAAGGGGAGGAGACUGUUUAAAGAAGCAUUGGAGACAAUUGAGACAUGAAGCGCGGUUACAUGCACAAAAUAUGAUUAUUGUGGAUAGUCAGAUUAAUAUAAUAGUUUGCUUAAGACGUUUACAUGCUUUGCAAGAAUAACAAUUUCCCUAAUGAUCCUGUUUACAUGGACACAUCUGAAAUCAGGCUACCUGAUGGGACUUUUGAUAAAUGCAGAAAAUAGCCAAUCAAAAUAAACGUUCUACCACAGUAACCAUCUUAUUUUUGAGAAGACUAUUUGAUUCUGAGUUCGGACACAAAGUUUGUAUGUGAAAACUAUUUAUAAGAUGCAUACUUUCAGUUUUUAGGAACUCACUUCACUCGCGUUUAAGAUGAAGGCUUGGCUUACUGGUGCUGACACAUGCUCAGAUCAAAUACAGCGCUAAUAAUUUGAAAGAUUGCUCAGAAAACCAGUUGUUUUAAUCGGCGUAUGCUUACUUUGAUUUUGACCUUACGCCGAUUAGGAUAACCAGAGUAAGGUGUUUACAUGACUAAUGCCAUACUUGGCCUUCUGCCAUAAUCAGUUUAAUAUCGAGUGAUUAGAUGGGCAAGACAAAAGAUGUAAGUGCCUUUGAAUGAGUGUGGUAGUAGGUGCCUGGCGGACUGGUUUGGGUGUGUCAAGGUAUGUUCCCCGCCCACUCAGCCUACUAGCUCCCCGUCCACUCAGUCUACUAGCUCCCCGUCCACUCAGUCUACUAGCUCCCCGUCCACUCAGUCUACUAGCUCCCCGUCCACUCAGUCUACUAGCUCCCCGUCCACUCAGUCUACUAGCUCCCCGUCCACUCAGUCUACUAGCUCCCCGUCCACUCAGUCUACUAGCUCCCCGUCCACUCAGUCUACUAGCUCCCCGUCCACUCAGUCUAUCUUUUCAGACUUACUGGUAGUUUGACAUUAGAGAAAAAGUUGUUUUUGUCCAAUUUUGAGCAUUUUUAUCUGGCAAAAAUAUUUGGGGUGAUGUUUUAGUCAUUCAAAAGGCUUAUUUUACAUGGGAAUCAGAAUGACUGCUCAGACCUUUAAACCAAAGUUUCUUUGGAAUUUACGGUAUAAUUUACAGUUUACGCAUAAAAUCACCUAGAGUGCAUUGCCAUUUGCAGCAAUUUACUGUAAAUAACUGUACUGUUAGCUUUAUUGUAAAAUACAGUCAAAACAACAAUCAAGUUUUACAGUGUACUUUAUUGAGAGAAAAUGUACAGUACUUACUAUGACUGAGAUAUGUGGUUGUCCCACCUAGCUAUCUUAUUAAGAUGAAUGCACUAACUGUAGGUCGCUCUGGAGUCUGCUAAAUGACAACAACAACAAAAUGGUUCAAUACAUGUAAGAACUGCAACGCCGCUGGGUUUUUCAUGCUCACCACUUUCCCGUGUGUGACAAGAAUGGUCCACCAUCCAAAGGACAACCAGCCAUCUUGAAACAAUUGUGGGAAGCAUUAGAGUCAACAUGGGCCAGCAUCCCUGUGGAAUGCUUUCGACACUUUGUAGAGUCCAUGCCCCUACAAAUUGAGGCUGUUCUGAGGGCAAAAGGGGGUGCAACUCAAUAUUAAGGUGUUCCUAAUGUUUUGUACAUUCAGUGUAUUUUGUAUGUCUUCCAGGGUAAGGUUUUGUAAGACUGUAUCACCUAAGUGCCAUUCACGUUAUUGAAUAGUACAACAAUGAGGAUGUCAUUUGCAACAUAUUUAGCAUCGGAGGUGGCGUUGUUAUGUCAGCUAUUUUAUACAGUCGUUUCCUCAACAUGUGGGAUGACCCACUGGGCACAUUUGGGUAAUAUUCGGUUAAGACAAUGAUCAAUUCGAUUUCAACCUUUAUUUACGCACUCAAAAAUAAUUUUGUUGAAUUCCCAAUGUUAUCACUAUGCUUUCAACCAUCUAAAAGCACAACCAAAUUCCAACAGAAAGACAAUGCCUGAUUUUUGGUUUAGUUGUCAUCUGAAUGUAUCACUGUACUUCUAACCAUUUAAAAGCACAACAAAAUGAAAAUGGGAAUACAAUGUCAGAUAUUUGGUAUGUAUACAACAACUUAAUGUGUUAUCACUGUGCUUCAUCUAAUAGCACAACCAAAUGACCUGGAUUGCAGUUGAGAUUACAGUAAAAGUACAUAGUGCAAGUGAUCAAUGCUGUUCGAGAUUCUGCACUGAAUAUUAUAGCAAUUGUGAAGAUCUCCACAAACCUGUGACCUUUGCAUGCAUUCAUGAUUACAUAAGAAGACAUUUAUAGUUACAGUAACUUCAAAAUGUGGCCAUGGAUUUGUUACUCAUUUUGAGGUUGAAGAAAUACUGUUACAGUUUGCAAUAUAGCCUUAAAUGUAGGCAAUUUACUGUAUUACAAAAGUAAUAAAGAAUUGUGCUUGCUUGACAACACAACCAAAUAUCAACAUUUAAAGAAUAGGACUGAAUCAAACAUUAUUUGAAGUGCAUUUAAAGUUUGAUUUGAUUUAGUCCUAUUCUUUACUUUGGUUUUUGGUUGAGAUGGAGAUAUGAAUCUAACAUAUCAAUGAUGAAUUUGUAGACAAACUGGAAUUAAAGCCAGACUAAGUCAGUGGCAUAGAUGGCACUAUCCAAGCAGAAGAUACAUCUCCUUCAAAUGCUGAUAUUUGGUUGACAAGCAAAAACAAUUCAAUAUCCAGCUUGUCUACAAAUUAAUAAUUGAUACAACGCCUUCAGAAAGUAUUCACAAGUAUUUAUGUUACAAAGUGGGAUUAAAAUGGAUUUAAUUGUAAUUUCUUGUCAACAAUCUACACAAAAACUCUGUUGUAAAAGUGGAAGAAAAAUUCUAACAUUUCUAUCAAAUGUAUCUUGAUUAGAUGAGAUUCAACCCACUGAGUCAAUACAUGUUAGAAUCACCUUUGGCAGCGAUUACAACUGUGGCUCUUUCUGGGUAAAUCUCUAAUAGCUUUCCAUACCUGGAUUGUGCAACAUUUGCCCAUUAUUCUUUUCAAAAUUGUUCAAGCUCUGUCAAAUUGAUGGUUGAUCAUAGCUAGACAACCAUUUACAGGUCUGCCAUAGAUUUUCAAGCAGAUUAAAGUCAGAACUGUAACUAAGCGACUCAGAAACAUUCACUGUCUUCUUGGAAAGCAACUCCAGUGUAGAUUUGGUCUUGUGUUUUAGCUUAUUGUCCUGCUGAAAGGUUUUGCUUAGCGGUAUGUCAUUUCUUUUUUUAUCCUGAAAAACUUCCUUAGCGAUUACAAGCAUACCAUAACAUAAUGCAGCCACCACUAAGCUUGAAAAUAUGGAGAGUGGUACUCAGUAAUUUGUUGUAUUGGAUUUGCCCCUAACAUAACACUUUGUAUUAAGGACAAAAAGUUAAUUGCUUUGCCACAUAUUUUGCAAUAUUACUUUAGCGUCUUGUUGCAAACCUGAUGCAUGUAAACAGGAUGCAUGUUGUGGAAUAUUUGUAUUCUGUACAGGCUUCCUUCUUUUCACUCUGUCAAUUAGGUUAGUAUUGCAGAGUAGCUACAAUGUUGUUGAUCCAUCUUCAGUUUUCUCCUAUCACAGCCAUUAAACUCUGUAACUCUUUUAAAGUCA